CAAGCAGGCUACAACCAGUCUUCCUCCGGUUCCCUUCCGGGCCCCGCCGUUUCCUAGAGGAAGGUCCGUUGGCCAGAUUGAGCAGCACGCCACAACAGCUAACCACGCCACAAGAAAACUACCAGACUAAGAAAAAGAUAUCGCCCCCAAAUAAAGGCACAGAACCAAAAAAGAAAUCAGCGUGGCAGUACAAGAAUAACGUACGACAAUUGAGACUACUGAACGACGUCGACCGAGCGGCGAUAACACUCAUGCUCGUUGUCAUACGUGGAGUGACGCCGCUGUUCAGACGUCCUCUUUGUCGGCGCCUUUUCUGUCUUCCUUCACUCUUCUUCCCCAAAAGUCUGUUCUCCUUGAAUGAAAAGACCCGAGUCACCCUCUGCAAAAUGAAAAUGGAGUACCCAAAAGUGCGUCGCGAUGAAUCAUCGGUGGAGGAGCUCCAUGGUGUGAAGGUACCAGACCCUUACCGUUGGCUUGAGGACCCUGAUUCAGAGGAGACCAAAGAAUUUGUUGAAGCCCAGAAUGCAAUAACCAUGCCGUACAUUGAGAAAUGCAGUGCACGUGAAAGCAUCAAGGCACAGCUGACUGAGUUGUGGAACUACCCUAAGUAUUCAUGCCCCUUCCGAAGAGGGAAUAGGUACUUCUUCUUCAUGAACACAGGAUUGCAAAAUCAGAGUGUCAUGUACGUUCAGGAUUCUCUGGAUGGGGAACCUCAUGUCUUUUUAGACCCAAACACGCUAUCAGAAGAUGGAACGGUUGCCAUCUCUGGUUCAUCUUUCAGCGAGGAUGGAGAGAUUUAUGCGUAUGGCCUAAGUAGCAGUGGGUCUGAUUGGAUUACAAUUCAUUUUAAAAAGGUAGCAAGUGGCGAAGAUUACCCAGAGGUACUGGAGAAGGUUAAGUUCUCCAGCAUAGCCUGGACACAUGACCACAAAGGCAUAUUUUAUGGGAGAUAUGUAGAACAUGCAGGAGUUGCGGAUGGAACAGAGGUUGUAAGUGAUGAAAACCAAAAGCUGUAUUAUCAUCGAGUGGGCACACCACAGAGUGAAGAUAUCCUGGUUGUGGAAUUCCCUGAUCACCCAAAGUGGCGAAUAGGCGCUGAGGUGUCUGACUGUGGUCAGUACCUCAUCAUCACCACACAGCAAGAUUGUCGUGACAAUCUCCUGUAUUAUGCACCUUUGCCUGAGCACGUCAACAGCAAAAUAGAUCUCACCUGUAUUAUAGACACCUUUGAGGCUGACUAUGAGUACAUUACAAACGAUGGAUCAGUCUGUGUGUUCAGAACCAACAAGGGGGCACCCAACUACCGCCUCGUGAAGAUUGAUCUGAGUGACCCUGCACCAGAGAAGUGGGUCACCCUUGUGCCUGAACACAAGAAGGAUGUCCUGGACUGGGCUGCAUGUGUCCACAAUGAUAAACUAGUUAUAUGCUACAUUUCUGAUGUUAAGAGUGUUCUGCAGUUACACAGUUUAGCAAAUGGUGACCACCUUACAACUUUACCACUUGAGAUUGGCACUGUCAGUGGAUACUCUGGGAAACGCACUCAUUCAGAAAUGUUCUACCAGUUCACAUCCUUCCUCUCCCCUGGUAUCAUCUAUCACCUUGAUCUAACUCAGGAACCACUGACUCCAAAGGUUUUCAGAGAAAUCAAGAUUGAAGGUUUCAAUCCUGCUCAAUUUGAAAUGAAACAGGUGUUCUACCCAAGCAAGGAUGGUACCAAAGUCCCCAUGUUCAUAGUCCAUGGUAAAGACAUGAAGAUGGAUGGUUCUGCACCAACUCUACUCUAUGGAUAUGGAGGGUUCAAUAUCAGCAUCCAGCCAUACUUCAGUGUCUCUAGAGUCAUCUUCAUGCAGCUCUCCAAUGGUAUCUUGGCUAUACCCAACAUUAGAGGUGGUGGGGAAUAUGGAGAAGCCUGGCAUAAUGCUGGAAGGUUGUUCAACAAGCAGAAUGUGUUUGAUGACUUCCAAGCAGCUGCUGAGUACAUGAUCAGCGAGGGAUACACAUCGAACCGUCGCAUCAUCAUACAGGGUGGAUCUAACGGGGGCUUGCUUGUGGGGGCUUGCAUAAACCAGAGACCAGACCUAUUUGGGGCUGCCAUUGCUCAGGUUGGGGUGAUGGAUAUGCUUCGUUUCCACAAGUUCACCAUUGGAUAUGCCUGGUGCUCAGACUUUGGAAAUCCUGAUGAGAAAGAGCACUUUGAGAACAUCAUCAAGUACUCUCCACUUCACAAUGUUCGAACCCCACCAGAGGGUGUGCAGUAUCCUGCGACACUUUUGCUCACAGCAGAUCAUGAUGACAGAGUAGUUCCCCUACAUUCUUUUAAGCUAAUUGCUGAGAUGCAGCACAAGCUUGCCCAGAUCCCAGCUCAAACCAAUCCUUUACAUAUCCGUAUUGAGACAAAGGCAGGCCAUGGCAGAGGAAAACCAACAGCGAAAAUUAUUGAGGAGCAUACAGACAUCUACUGUUUCAUAAUGCAGUCCCUUGGUCUGGAAGUUGCAUCGACUCCAUCUGCAAGCCUUUGAGGUUUCAGUCAGUGCUCUACCAUAUCAAGAAGAGAAAAACAAAAGGAGAAAAAUUGUGUGCUUUGUACAGAUAAUGAGACCAGAAAUUGUGUUAGUAAUAUUACCAAAGACUGUUUUAGGUUCCAGUAGAUAGUCUUUAAUUAUCUCUUCAAGCAUUUAUUGAUGUUAUAUUUUGGUAUAUGACAAUUUAGUCAGAAAUGGAUAAAAGUGAAAACUUAACACCUUGAUAAACAGAUAGAACUUUCAUGAACAAUUUUGUAUGAAUACAAUUCACAAAAGACAAUAAAGAAGAAAUCCAUAA
Molecule: messenger RNA, 2820 nt
Organism: Penaeus chinensis
Lineage: Eukaryota; Metazoa; Arthropoda; Malacostraca; Decapoda; Penaeidae
Product: prolyl endopeptidase-like
Exons: 15
Coding region: 252-2519 (755 amino acids)
Biological process (GO): proteolysis
Cellular component (GO): cytosol
Molecular function (GO): oligopeptidase activity; serine-type endopeptidase activity
Source: RefSeq, a predicted model, not a curated record